AUGCUGCGAAGAACAUACUCCCGCUUCAUCUUUGAGACAAUUGGGGAUUCACGUAUCUUUCACCAUCAGCGUUUUAUCAACGACUUACAAACGGAUUGUCCCACCUGUAAGAGUUGUGUGGAGGCCAGAGAGCCCUACAGUCAGCACUGGAAAAAUGACCAUGGUGCCGGAACGAGCCACCAAAUCAAAAUUGGUCCCGACGAGAGACUCCUUUUGGAGCGGAUCGAGACGGAACGAAUAGAAGCGUUUAUGCUCUGCGAUGGGAGCGUCUCUGGCAGAACGAAUGACUUCCUACUAGAGGCUGGAAUGGAGGCAGUGCCCCAACUGCUGCGAUUCCUAAGCUUUGGGGCCGCCAAGUUGGAUGUGUCUAUUGGAUUUUAUGUGAACGUGAAAAAGGAGCGAAUGUAUUACGAGAGUAGUGCGAUGAUCGUCGAGCACCACCUGGACAUUGUGGAGUCUGUGGACAUGCUCUUUUCCAUGUUGCUGGAGAAGAUAAGCAAUUAUGUAAUGCUGCAGCAGCGUGUUCCCUUGGAGGCUUGCGUCAUUAGACGAAUGAAAGUGACCGUGAAACGUCAUUGCAAUCCCAUAUCAGUCCAGUGGCGAUCCACCGCUAAGCUGCCUCUCCAGUAUCGUGUAAAGAGCUCAGAUAUUUGCACAGCAGACAAUCGAGCACACAUGGAUACAGCCCUAUUCGAAAAUAUCUGUCGGAGCCCCAAGGAUAUACUCCACAUUGGGCUCUUACCGGAUGCGUUGCAGGUGAAUUUGUAUUGCUUCCGGGUCUGUGCCAGCUCCAAAGAACUAUACGCCGUUCCCUAUCUACUGCGCAAUGAUGACGUCGACAACACACCGACAUUCAUCAUACACACCGACAUCGCAGGAAAUUUCCAGGGCCUGCAGGAGAUCUGCAAUGUGCGCAAGUUCCUUCGCGCUGAUAGACAGGAUCGCGUAUUCGAAUGCCGCAAAUGCAAGUCGCGUUUCGGCGAUCGCGUUCAGUUCGCAUUGCAUAAAAAAAUCGACUGUGGACGUGGCUUCAUGGUAUGGCACUUUGAAGAAGAUGCCAUAGAGCUGCACCACAAUUGCUUGCCGUUGCCGAAAGGCUACUUCAAGCACGACUGGUUUGGUUUGGGUACCAAGGAAACUGUAAGAUAA
Molecule: messenger RNA, 1149 nt
Organism: Drosophila obscura
Lineage: Eukaryota; Metazoa; Arthropoda; Insecta; Diptera; Drosophilidae
Product: protein terminus
Exons: 1
Coding region: 1-1149 (382 amino acids)
Source: RefSeq, a predicted model, not a curated record